AUGCAUCGAGGAGUAAUAAAAAAUUCAUGGCAAGAUUUACAUGCAAUGACGAGUGCACGUCCGAAUAAUAAAAGCUUCGGUUUCGAUAAGCAAUCAAAACAGACUCAUCAUCAACAACAAACAAAGGCUACAUUCUAUUAUGAAACAGAUCAUUCAUCAGCGCCCUGCAGACCACUUUCGUCGUCAAUAAGUUCUAUAAAUAACCAACAUGAACGUGCAAAAAGCGCUGAUCAUUCUCAAAUGCCAUUAAAUGAAACAACACCGCCGGCAACAUCGUCAUCGUGUAUUUACGUGAGCACAUUGAAUAAUCCAGCAAAAACAACUUCACGUUCGUCUCGUAUGGUUAAUUCACGUAGUAAUGGCGCCAUUGGUACACAUGCAAGUACAAUCUACAUAGAAGAACUACGAAAAACACAACAGGAAUGCGAAAAAUCUGAAUUAAAUACGCUAAAUACUCGUUUUGGAAAUUAUCUAGAAAAAAUAAAAUGUUUAGCCAGUGCUAAUGCGGAUCUUCGUCGGCAAGUUGAUGAUGCAUAUAAAAAAUAUAUGGGACUCGAUGAAGAACAACAACAAAUUGAAACCAACGGCAAAAAUCAAACGAUUAAAAAAUAUCAACAUCCGCAUGAAAUUCAAUUAAAUAAUUUACGAAAACAAAUUAAUAAUGAAGCUCGAGCACAAACACUGAUACAAAUACGUUUGCAACGUGCUGAUUAUGAUAUGAAAUUCUAUCAAACAAAUAUUAAAUUAUUAGGAGUUCAUGAGCAACAACAAACGGAACAACUUCGAACCAUGCGACAGCAAGUUGAAGGUACUUCACAGGAAUUAAAACAAAUUCAAGGACAAUAUCAAAAUCGAGAACACGAUUUACAAAUGUACAAAAAUCAAUAUACUGAAUAUAUAAAUAAAUUAAUCAAUUUUUCAAAUGAAUACGAUAAAAUAACUUACGAACGAAUGGACAAUGAAAAUCAUUUAUGCACUCUCAAAGAACAAUUAUCAUUCGAACACGAAUAUCAUCGUCGACGACAAGAAGAAUUCGAAUAUUUAGAACAAUUUCGGUUUGAUUUAAAUAAGCAAUUUACUAAAACUGAAUUUCAUUAUAUUGUUCAACAAAUUCGUAAAGAUUAUCAAGAGCUCAAUGAUAUACGCUUAAGUGAAUUAGAAAAAUCAUAUAAAGCAAAAUUAGAUUUAGUCCGAAAUGAAAUUUCAAAACGCGAGAAACAACAAGAAACAGCAAAACCACAAGACAUUCGAAUAGCGUUAGAUUCCAUAAAGCAAGAACAUCGAACAUUAAUCGAACAAAAUCAAUUACUCAAAGACAAAUCAGAACAACUUGAAAAUGAUCUUCGUAAUGUUACUGAACAAAAUCGUCAACGUUAUGAAACCGUCGAUAGAGAAUAUCAAAAAUUACAAAGACAAUUACCAGAAUUAGAUUGUAUUAUUGUACAUUUACGUGAAAAUGCUGGUAGUCUUUGGUCAGAAAUUAAUACCUAUCGGUAUCUCUUAGUUAAUCUACUUUCAUCACCAAAUGAUAAACCACAUAAAUCUUCAGGUCCUUGCUCGCCUCCUUUAGCAAAGGAGAGUAAAAAAGCAACGGAAAAAAGCAACUCAUCAACCACAACGGAAAAUAAAAAUCAAGAAUCGAAAAUUUCAAAAUCGAUGGUUAAACCAAUGAUUAAUCAAGUAACAAAACCAACAGUAGAUACAAAAGCCAAAUCUCCACAACAAUAUCGGGAUGAAACGACCGGUUUCAUUGUACAUAUUGAAGAUGGAAUAAUAUGGGUGCGGAUUUAA
This is a messenger RNA of Rotaria socialis, 1791 nucleotides long. Lineage: Eukaryota; Metazoa; Rotifera; Eurotatoria; Philodinida; Philodinidae. The record is from the annotation of a GenBank genome assembly.